GUAAUUUUACUGUGCCCUGCAUUUCGUCCCCCAUCUCGGCAAUCGCUGCCUCCCUCCAUACAAAAGCCCGUCCACGCGCCAUGGCCGCCAUCGCAAUCCCUGUACGCAAGUCCUCCAAAGAGGUCCACAUGUCCCCCUCCACCCCUCCCGCCCUCCACGAGCGCAUGAACCGCAGAGACUCGCUCGCGUCCCCUGCCGUCCGCGCCCCCAAGGUGCUUCACCCCGUCGACAACGACGACCUGCGCCUCCUCCUCCUCGAGAACAUCAGCCAGGAGGCCGUCAGGGCUUUCCAGGCACAGGGCUUCCAUGUCGACCACUCAGCCAAGGCCAUGUCCGAGGACGAGCUCGUCGAGAAGAUCCCCCAGUAUCACGCCAUUGGCAUCCGUAGCAAGACAAAGAUCACCGAGCGUGUCAUCAAAGCCGCUUCGAAGCUCCUCGUUAUAGGGUGCUUCUGCAUCGGCACAAACCAGGUCGAUCUCAUCACCGCCGCCAAGGCCGGUAUCCCCGUCUUCAACUCUCCUUUCUCCAACUCGCGUUCGGUCGCCGAGCUCGUCAUCUCCGAGGUCAUCGCCCUCUCGCGCCAGUACUUCCAGCGCGCGUUCGAGAUGCGCGAGGGCCUCUGGAACAAGCAGUCCAAGGGCUGUUGGGAGGUCCGCGGCAAGACCCUGGGCAUCGUGGGCUACGGUCACAUCGGCGCGCAGCUCUCCGUCCUCUCGGAAGCCCUCGGCAUGCGCGUUCUCUUCUACGACGUGGUCAACAUCAUGCCCCUCGGCUCAGCCCGCCAGGUUGAAACGCUGACCGCGCUCUUGAACGAGUCCGACUUUGUCACGCUGCACGUCCCCGAGCUCCCGGAGACGACGAACAUGAUCGCGGCGGAGCAGCUCGCGGAGAUGAAGAAGGGCGCGUACCUCAUCAAUAACGCGCGCGGCCGCGUCGUGGACAUCCCCGCGCUCAUCGACGCCCUCAAGUCUGGGCACCUCGCUGGCGCCGCGCUCGACGUGUACCCUGCUGAGCCCGGCGCGAAUGGCGCGCCGUUCGACGACCAGCUUAACUCCUGGGCAAGCCCGUUGCGCGCGAUUCCAAACGUGAUCCUCACGCCGCACAUAGGCGGGUCUACCGAGGAGGCGCAGCGCAUGAUCGGCGAGGAGGUCUCGUCCGCGCUCACCCGCUACCUUAACUACGGUGCGACCAUCGGCUCCGUCAACUUCCCCGAGGUCGACCUGCGCGCGAUCACUGCGGAGCAGCUGGGCAUCCGCGUCUGCCAUGUGCACAAUAAUAUCCCCGGCGUGCUGCGGCAGGUCAACGAGGUGUUCUCGCCGUACAACGUGGAAAAGCAGUAUUCGGAAUCGAAGGGCGAUAUUGCCUACCUCAUGGCGGACAUUGCGGACGUCAGCCCCAGCGACAUCAACAAGCUGCGCGAGCUCAUCAGCAAGACGAGCGCAAACAUUCUGACGCGUCUGCUGGCAUAAAAUGUGGGUGUGAUUCCAUGACUGUACAAAAGGCCAGGAUGGACGGCCAUCGCAUGACUUAGUGUAGAUAAUAUACCGGGCCUGACUUCCACUCAACUGGAUUUUGAGGCUAUCUUGUGUAGUCUGGUGCCCAUAAAGAUGUAUCAAUAUUUGCUGACCUUGCUCUAUGUAAUAUCAUUGGAUUG
Molecule: messenger RNA, 1654 nt
Organism: Postia placenta MAD-698-R-SB12
Lineage: Eukaryota; Fungi; Basidiomycota; Agaricomycetes; Polyporales; Adustoporiaceae
Exons: 2
Coding region: 81-1469 (462 amino acids)
Molecular function (GO): NAD binding; oxidoreductase activity, acting on the CH-OH group of donors, NAD or NADP as acceptor
Source: RefSeq, a predicted model, not a curated record